Messenger RNA from Eptesicus fuscus (big brown bat), 2513 nucleotides. It is a transcript of the gene KCNC4, whose product is annotated as potassium voltage-gated channel subfamily C member 4. The coding region runs from base 1 to 1890 and encodes 629 amino acids. Gene Ontology annotation, molecular function: protein binding; delayed rectifier potassium channel activity. The transcript has 4 exons. NCBI's taxonomy places the organism in Eukaryota, Metazoa, Chordata, Mammalia, Chiroptera, Vespertilionidae. Gene Ontology annotation, cellular component: neuronal cell body membrane; voltage-gated potassium channel complex; axon. The record is from RefSeq and is a predicted model, not a curated record. Gene Ontology annotation, biological process: potassium ion transmembrane transport; protein homooligomerization.
AUGAUCAGCUCGGUGUGUGUGUCCUCCUACCGCGGGCGCAAGUCGGGGAACAAGCCUCCAUCCAAAACAUGUCUGAAGGAGGAGAUGGCCAAGGGCGAGGCGUCGGAGAAGAUCAUCAUCAACGUGGGCGGCACGCGACAUGAGACCUACCGCAGCACCCUGCGCACCCUCCCCGGCACCCGCCUCGCCUGGCUGGCCGACCCGGACGGCGGGGGCCGGCCCGAGUCCGAUGGCGGCGGGGCGGGCAGCAGCGGCAGCAGCGGCGGCGGCGGCGGCGGCGGGGGCUGCGAGUUCUUCUUCGAUCGGCACCCGGGCGUCUUCGCGUACGUGCUCAACUACUACCGCACCGGCAAGCUGCACUGCCCCGCCGACGUGUGCGGGCCGCUGUUCGAGGAGGAGCUCACCUUCUGGGGCAUCGACGAGACCGACGUGGAGCCCUGCUGCUGGAUGACCUACCGGCAGCACCGCGACGCCGAGGAGGCGCUGGACAUCUUCGAGAACCCGGACGGAGGCGGCGGCGCGGGGCCCGGGGACGAGGCCGGCGACGAGGAGCGGGAGCUGGCCCUGCAGCGCCUGGGGCCCCACGAGGGAGGCGCGGGCUCCGGCGCCGGGGCCGGGGGCUGCCGCGGCUGGCAGCCCCGAAUGUGGGCACUCUUCGAGGACCCCUACUCCUCCAGGGCGGCCAGGGUGGUGGCCUUUGCCUCUCUCUUCUUCAUCCUGGUCUCCAUCACCACCUUCUGCCUGGAGACCCACGAGGCCUUCAACAUCGACCGCAACGUGACGGAGAUCCACCGCGUGGGGAACACGACCAGCGUGCGCUUCCGGCGGGAGGUGGAGACGGAGCCCGUCCUGACCUACAUCGAGGGCGUGUGCGUGCUGUGGUUCACCCUGGAGUUCCUGGUGCGCGUCGUGUGCUGCCCGGACACGCUGGACUUCGUCAAGAACCUGCUGAACAUCAUCGACUUCGUGGCCAUCCUGCCCUUCUACCUGGAGGUGGGGCUGAGCGGCCUGUCGUCCAAGGCGGCCCGCGACGUGCUGGGCUUCCUGCGGGUCGUGCGCUUCGUGCGCAUCCUGCGCAUCUUCAAGCUCACGCGCCACUUCGUGGGGCUGCGCGUGCUGGGCCACACGCUGCGCGCCAGCACCAACGAGUUCCUGCUGCUCAUCAUCUUCCUGGCGCUCGGCGUGCUCAUCUUCGCCACCAUGAUCUACUACGCCGAGCGCAUCGGCGCCCGGCCCUCCGACCCGCGGGGCAACGACCACACCGACUUCAAGAACAUCCCCAUCGGCUUCUGGUGGGCCGUGGUCACCAUGACGACGCUGGGCUACGGGGACAUGUACCCCAGGACGUGGUCGGGCAUGCUGGUGGGGGCGCUGUGUGCGCUGGCCGGGGUGCUGACCAUCGCCAUGCCGGUGCCCGUCAUCGUCAACAACUUCGGCAUGUACUACUCGCUGGCCAUGGCCAAGCAGAAGCUGCCCAAGAAGCGGAAGAAGCACGUGCCGCGUCCGCCCCAGCUCGAGUCGCCCGUCUACUGCAAGUCCGAGGACACCUCGCCCCGGGACAGCACCUACAGCGACGCCAGCCCCGCGGCCCAGGAAGAGGGUCUGGUCGAGAGGAAGCGGGCAGAUUCCAAGCAGAACGGAGAUGCCAACGCCAUGCUGUCGGAUGAGGAGGGAGCGGGCCUCACCCAGCCCCUGGCCUCCGCCCCCAGCCCGGAGGAGCGCCGGGCCCUGCGCCGGGCCGGCACCCGAGACAGAAACAAGAAGGCGGCCGCCUGCUUCCUGCUCAGCGCCGGGGACUACGCCUGCGCCGACGGCAGUGUCCGGAAAGAGACCUGCCAAGACGCUCUCUCGUCCAACUAUGCCCAGGCCGAAGUCCUCACCCUCUCUUAAAGCGGCAGCAGCGUGAGAGAGACAGGCAGACAGACAGAAAGCCAGAGGCUUAGGGAAACUCUGGACCCCAGGCAAGCACACCUUUCGCUGGGCAAGACUUGCUGGCUCAGGACUGACGGAGAACCUCCCGCGUGACCCUCGGGGCCCGGAGCCAUCCGGGUCCGACGUUUUGUUCUGUUGUGAUUGAAGAGCUGUAAAUGCACAUAUAGUAUCUAUAUUCAUACAUACUGUACUCGUGUGUGUAGUGCACGUGCUAUUGGUGGUCUGUCUUCGUCAGGCUGUCUCCCCGAGCCCUUGCCCCUCCCCCAGGCCCCCCUUCCCUCCCCUCCCCUGACCCCUUGUUUGCGUUGUACGUGCCGCGUGUGCAACGUCCCCGGAAAAGUGCGCCUGGGAACCGCCAGUCCCGCUGGGUGGGCCCAGGCCCGACUCGCCCUGUAGGGGCGUUUCCCUGCGGGCCGGUGGCCUGUGCAAGGACGGGUUGUCCCCGGGGUCACUGCCCCACGAGCCCCACCCCACCCCAGAUUGGGGUUCUACCUCCCACCCCACGCCCCAGUUGUGGGGGGACUUCCAGGGGCUUCUCUGCGGCUUCUUUCACCCCUCCCCCCCCUUCCCUGUGUCCUUGA